UGGGCAUUCAUGUGGAACAUAACAAAAUUCAGCUGAGAUGCAUCUUUUAUCAUUUUAAAAUAAGAUAAAGCAAAGAUGGGAUUACACAAUUUGACUGUUCUUUUCCAAAUAACAGCAUUUUUGCUGUCUUUCAUAUUGUCAUUUUUCAUAUUCAUCCCUUUAGCUGUGAAUCAGUAUCGGUUUAAUGCACAUUGCUUACUGUAUGCAUCCGGACACUGGAACACUUCUGACAUUUCUCAACUGACAGAUAUAACAUGGGGGCCAAACAGUGCUUGCGGGUUCGGUUUGUUCAUCGGAAUUGUUUUGAUGCUAGUUACACUGUUCUACAUUUGCCUUGAUGCAUUGCAUCUGUUCAGGGAAACUGAAAGUUCAUGGCUAGAUUCAAUGCUGACAGGCUUGGUUUCACUGGUGUUGAUGCUGAUGCUGUUUUCAGAGAGCAUCACAAUAUCUGUGGGCUUUAAAGAAUGGUGCAAUCUUCUGACAAAUCCCCCUUCUGAGAUUACUUCGUGUGAAUUGGCAGAGUAUGUCACAUUUUAUAGCGAAGACAAGAUCAACAUCAACAAUUUCUACACUCACAUGAAAAUGGCAGAGUUUGGAAGCUGGUCAAACUUUAUCUGUUGGCUGUUCCUUUUUGUGACGUCAUUUUACAAGCUGGUACGCUACCAGCGACACGAGACGUUUAUGGCAAGUGUAAACCGAGAACGCGAGAGAUUAGUCCAGAAAUUUGGACCUCGUAAUCGUGCAGAGUACAUGCCUGUUCCAACCUGAUUGGUUUUACAUGUUUUGAUUUUAUUUUAAGAUGCUUGUACCUGAAAAAUGCUGAUUUCCUUCAGGCAAUCAAUUUUUUUUAGCUUCAUCCACAUUAUUUGCUUGUCUUCUUAGAAAAAAAGUCAAGAUAUUGUAAAAGACCCAAUGUCAUUGUUGUUCAGUGUCAUUGUUGUUCAGUGUCAUUGUUGUUCAGUGUCAUUGUGCAAAACCUUUAAACUUUGCCAUAACUAAAAAACCAUAAAGAUAUUUCAAUGAAACUUGGUAAUUAUGUUGCCAGGGACAAAUACGCACAUGUACAGGAAUGUUAAUAACUUCAAACAUCUUCCUUUUCUUAAAUUGAUAUUGUCAUACAGACUUUAUACCCUGUGUACAUUGUAUGUCCUUGGGUAUAAAUACCACAAGUAAGAAAAGAUAAAUUUAAUGAAAUCUUGUUCAUCCUCCAGAAUGCUACGCAUAUUACUUAUAGAAUUUGUUUGUGUCAAAUCACAUUCCUUAGUUUAAACACAAUUACGAACAUAUGUUCGAUGAAAGUUUGAACAAAAAUCAGCUCAUAGAUAUGAUGUUGAUAAUCUUAUUGUCAAAUAUAUUAAAAUCUUAACAAUCACGCCAUAGUUUUGUAAAUUGUUUGAAGCAAAAAGUAAAAAAAGUGAUACAUGUAAAGUAUUUUUUUUUAUAUUUAAUGUGUACAUUUGUCAGAUUAUAUUUAGUUAUAGGGCAUUAUAAAUACUAAUGGGUAUUUAAGGGAAAAAGAUCUGACAGAGAUAUUGGUAAAUUUGGUAUGGUCAAUUUGGUGAUAGAAGCUUAUGUGAAGAGUGGUCAAGUUCCUAAUUCUAGCCACUUUUACCGUAUAUUAACAUAGUGUCAUCAGUGAUGGAUAGCAAUUAUGAAGAAGAAUGUCUGAACUUGUUUUAAUGUUCUUUGUCAUGCUUUUUCUGAUGGUAUUGUUUAAAUUAUUAAUUAAGGCUGUAAAAAAACAACUCUAAAAAGUGUGGCCGGAUUUGAGGUACAGGUGGCUGUCAGAUACUCGAAAAGUUUCACCAUGCUGUAAGUGCUGCUUAUUACAUAGUGCAAUGAUGUAUUUAUAUAUUUAUAUAUUGACACCAAUUUUGUAAUGUUUACCUUUGCAUUAUGCUUUUCAAUGUUUUAUAAUUAUUUACAGAUCAUAAAGAUCUUUAAAGGACUCAUUCACAGAUUUUGUGUUGGUAAAAACUUUUAACUUUGUCGAAAUCGAGUAAUGUACGUUUUUUUUAUGAACAAACUUCAAACAGCAACUGGCACAUACACAGAAUUCUGUAAAAUCCAGGCUUAUGUUGAUUAAAUUUUCAAUAGCGUUUAAAGGUUUUUUUUGAAAAAUAGGGCAUUUUUGGUCUAGUAACAAUAAAGCUAUUAUUUGAACUUUUGAUAAGUUAUAACUAGCAUUUUGAUCACAUUUCAUACGAAUUAAAAAAUUGAUGUCUGACCUAAUUAAAUGUGAACGAGUCCCUUUAAGUUCAAUAGUUAUAGAGUGAAUCUCAAUUGUUUUGAUGUUCUUUUAAAGAUGUUAAGUUUAUAUCACCAGACUGGUAUAUUGUGAUUGCAUAUACAUAGAAAUUGUUCUUGCUGUAUGAAAUAGUGAUUUUAAGAGUGUAAUGUCCCCUGCAUAGCCUAGCAAAUAUAUAGCGAUCAUGUUGUUUGAUAGCAGUUAUGACCCUUGAAUUGUCAAAUUUGACCAUAUUCACCCGGUCUACUAACAAGCAUUUCUUAUCCAAGUAAGGUUUGACAGCGUCUGAUUGCAUUAACAUGUUUGAAAUUAUUGUCCUUGAAUUUUGAUUUUACCAUCUGUGCAAGAUAUUAUUAUAAUAUGUUAAUUUUACUUAAUCAAUGUUCAAUAGUAAAACCUAUCACUCCACGAACAUCAGUCCUACCCAUUAUUGAUAAUGUUAUCAGAAUUUCUGAUUAAAAAAUGAUGCAUGGGCAACAUAUCCAAUUUGCGGAAUUCUAGAUUUUGUGAUUUAAUGGUUGUAUCUACAUGUGAAAAUGUCUAAAAUAGUACAAGGGUUGUUUCAUUUGUCAGAUGAAAAAUAUGAUAAAUGUUAUAAUGGAUAUGUUUAUUUACAAUAAAGUACUGUCUAAUUCCCUGUAAAAUGUAAUCUCAUCCUAGUUUUCCUCUGAAUUCAAGGUGUUUAGACACUGGCAUUCCAUGUGCAUGGAUUUAUUUUAUGAUCUGCAUGAAUUAUUUAUACAUACAUAUUUAUGACAUAUUUCAUGUUUUACUUAAUAAUUAAUAACAUGAUUUCUUUGUAAUUAUCUUGUUCUAAUAAAAUAGUAUUGGUUUCAA
This is a messenger RNA of Mya arenaria, 3085 nucleotides long. RefSeq names its product transmembrane protein 179-like. The record is from RefSeq and is a predicted model, not a curated record. The transcript is spliced from 4 exons. The coding region runs from base 76 to 768 and encodes 230 amino acids. Lineage: Eukaryota; Metazoa; Mollusca; Bivalvia; Myida; Myidae.